AUGCCCCCCAACCUACCCCAGGUCAUCGCCCACCGCGGCAAAACCGCCGACCCCUCGCACCCGCAUCUCUCACACCUCCCCGAAAACACCCUCGAGGCCUUCACCGCCGCAGCCACCCACGGCGCCGACGCCCUGGAAACCGACCUCCGCAUCUCUAAGGACGGGGUGCUCGUGCUCUGCCAUGACCGCUCACUCGAGCGCUGCUUCGGUGUGAAGCGCUUCGUCGAUGAGUGCACGUGGGCCGAGCUCGCCGUGCUGCGCACCCUGCAGGCGCCGCACGCGCCCAUGCCCCGCCUGGUGGAUCUGCUGGGCUGGUUGGCGUCGGAUGCCGGGAAGGCGUUGUGGGUGUUGUUGGAUAUCAAGCUGGAUAAUCUCCCCGAAAGGAUCAUGCCGCUGCUGGCGGAGGCAUUUGCGGCGGUGCCGUGUGCGCGGUGGGCGGAGCGCGUGGUGCUGGGGUGUUGGGCCGGGGCGUACUUUCCGGUCUGCGAGCGUGAUCUGCCGGGGUAUGAGACAGCGUUGAUCAGCUUCGAUGUGCGGUAUGCGCGCCGGGUGCUGCGGGCGAGCGGGGCGUCGGUCAACAUCAACCAGAAGGUGUUGAUGGGGAUGGGGGGCGGGAUGGUCGAGGAGGCGCACGCGGCUGGGCGGCGCGUGUUUGUGUGGACGGUCAACGAGGCGAGUCUGAUGCGGUGGUCGAUCGCGAAGGGGGUGGAUGGGGUGAUUACCGACGAUCCGGUGCGGUGCCGAGCGAUUGUGCGCGAUGUCGAGAAGGAGGUGGAUGGGCCCGCAGGUCGGAUGGACACGGUGACGGUGUCGCAGAGAGCUCAUGCGUGGGCGCUUUCGCUGCUGGUGAUGAUGUUUGGAUGGGUGUUUAGGCGCAAGUACCUGGCCAAGCUGGAGAAGCGAGGCAAGAUAGAGUAG
Molecule: messenger RNA, 918 nt
Organism: Aspergillus clavatus NRRL 1
Lineage: Eukaryota; Fungi; Ascomycota; Eurotiomycetes; Eurotiales; Aspergillaceae
Product: glycerophosphodiester phosphodiesterase
Exons: 2
Coding region: 1-918 (305 amino acids)
Biological process (GO): lipid metabolic process
Molecular function (GO): phosphoric diester hydrolase activity
Source: RefSeq, a predicted model, not a curated record